AUGGCGGCAGCGACACUUCCACUCUCGCGCAGCGUGCGGGUCCCGCUCGCCAACCGCCAGAAUACAAACGAAUUUGACGACUGGGGUCCGUCUUCCAUACCUCCAACAGUGCAGUCCAACGUCCCUUGGGACGAGCAGGUCGUGCCUGCCUUGCGCAAGAAGCUCCAGGCCGAGUCGAACAACCUCAGCAAACGCAUCAGUCGUAUCCAGGACAGCGACGAGGGUUGGGCACGCUCGCGUCAAUCCAUCGACCACCGCGAUCCCCGCGCCGCUGCUUCAGACCGCAGAAUAUCACGUGAAGUGGUCCACCAUCAUCGCGAGUCCUCGAUAGACCAGUUCCACAACCGCUUUGCCUCGAUGAGAGCACCAUCACGACAGCAGUCUGGAGAUGUGGUGUCGUCCAGCUUCCCUUUUCAAAUUGCUGACUCGCAAGACAGCAAAACAGAAAGGGGUUCUGCUUUGUCUCACGAUGCUACGGCAAGAGCGAGGGAAAAGGCGAGACAGAUCGCUGCUUCGCGCUCAAAUGCAACUCAAAGGCUCAAUGGUGGAUCGAGCGCUACCAACGCGUCUUCCACCGACACUGAUGGUGGAGUGACGAAGGAAGGGAUGGAUAGCACCGUCGAUGCUAUUCCCGAGGGAAAGGUUGCAGGAGACGCGGUUCAGAGUUCUUCGGCAUCUGAAAGGAAAAGACUGCGAACGCAGUCGACUCCCAUGCGGCCAAGUUUGGACGCGAUUGAUCCGGCCUAUUCGGCCACCUCCCGACGCAGUCCGAAUCAGCCGUCGCACGACUCACAGCAAUACCAUCCGUCGAGGGACAUCACCGCGAAGCCAGGCAACAGUCACCAGAGAAGCAACUCCUUGUCGCGUCGCAAAGCAGCCAUGGAUCCCAAACUCAUGGAAGAGUUUGGACCUCUCGGAGCCACGCCCUCCCCAACAGCCAAGCUGCUACGUGCGCAUGAAGAGUUUCACCCAGCGUCACCUGCAACCCCCUCCUCCAGCCUCCGGUCUCGCAAUGUCCAACCAGACGCUUUUCGCUCACUCUCCAAGAUAGAUCAAGUACGCUAUCGCGAAGUAUCAGCGCCGCCGGCUUUCGGCCAGGACGGUGACUCGACAAUGAGCGAGUUUGGCGCCUCUCCCGGCAGCAAAAGCGUCAAUAGCUGGGAGGACCAGAUCAUUCCGACUGUUGCGAGAAAGUUGCAGCAGGAACAGUUCCUGAGGGCAGGCAUGGAGGGUCAGCUCGGCCGCUACGAGGGUUUGAUUGACACGUGGGACAAGAACGGGCUGCCACUCAGUAGGAGUGAUGUCAUCGCGAUGCAAAAGGCGAACAAGCAAAAUGGACUGCCACAAGAGCAGCAAGCCGGUAAUGAUCUAGGCGAUGAACAAAUGUUGAUACCUGGUCCAGCGCUGCAGCACAAGAACAGCAAUCUCAGUCCUGCCCAAGCGGGCUUCAGCGAGAGAUCUCGUUCAAGGGCUAGCAGUCGACGCAGCCAGCAAUCUGGACGCUCACAACAGCAGUCGAUCCAAGCGUCGCAAGCGCAGCCCGAGCCGCAGGCUCAGAAAGAUCACCUGCAGCAGAAUCACGCACAGCGCUCCCAACAAGAGUUCGUACCGAUGCAGACCUUCGAGUCCCACGCUCCGAGCACUACGGCGCAACCCAGCCAAGCCUCAGCGCCAGCACCACUUGCACAAGGUAAGCAGGGUGCCAGGGACGACGAUAAAGUUGACAAGGGUGGCUGCUGCUGCAUUGUCAUGUAG
This is a messenger RNA of Pseudozyma hubeiensis SY62, 1755 nucleotides long. RefSeq lists its product as hypothetical. NCBI's taxonomy places the organism in Eukaryota, Fungi, Basidiomycota, Ustilaginomycetes, Ustilaginales, Ustilaginaceae. The transcript has a single exon. The record is from RefSeq and is a predicted model, not a curated record. The coding region runs from base 1 to 1755 and encodes 584 amino acids.